UCCCUGCUAAAGACGGGUCGCCGAGCUUUCAGGGAAUCCAGCUGUCACUCAACGAGCCCUGGUGUCAGACUACACGGCGGAGAAUCCCGGUGCUGAUAAAUACGAGAGCACGACCCCGGCUGCGUGGAGGAGGACCCCCACUGAUCAACAGAUCUCCGCUGCUCACUCCUCCUGCGAAGAAGAGGAGGAGGAUGAGGGAUCCGAGAGACAAUACCGGAGACAACUGGCACAUGUGAGCGUCUGACAUAUUUAGCAGCAGAUUCCCCGAGCCACGCACAGAGAUAUGACCAAACUAGCUGUCAGGAUUUGGAGGUGAUCAGUCGAUGUUGGUGUCGGAGGCAGCGGAGGAGCUUCAGCUCGUGCCAAAAUGACCAGACUAUUGUCUAGCAUCGCUGUAACGGAACGGGCCCGCAGGAAUUUUGGCACCGGUUUUACGCAGCAGACCACAUAGUUUGAUCGACGUUUCUCCAGAGCGGCGAGGCUGACAUGGACAGAGACAGUUUCCACAUCUCGUAGUGAUGCUAUGAGAUAAAAUAAUACACAUCCAAACACAUCAGCCAAGCACGCGGCUGGCUGGUUAUUGGAGCUGAUCCUCAACGGCGGGAUUCAAGUUUGGGCUGACCAAGUCCAGCACGACCUUCCCCUCCCGGAACACAGCAUCAUCUUCCAUCUUAAAGCAUCUUCACAGACUCGCAGAGCGAGUCUGUGAGCAGGUGAGAGAGGGACACUGUCUGCCCCACUGUCCAGCGACACCAUGAGCUGGAGCUUCCUCACGCGGCUGCUGGAGGAGAUCCACAACCACUCCACCUUCGUGGGGAAGCUGUGGCUCACCGUGCUCAUCGUCUUCCGCAUCGUUCUCACCGCUGUCGGGGGAGAGUCCAUCUACUACGACGAACAGAGCAAGUUUGUCUGCAACUCGGGCCAACCAGGCUGUGAAAACGUCUGCUACGACGCCUUUGCCCCUCUAUCCCACGUCCGCUUCUGGGUCUUCCAGAUUAUCUUGGUGGCGAUGCCUUCUCUCAUGUACAUGGGCUAUGCUGUCCAAAAGAUUGCACGAUUAGAUGAAGCCAAAGGAGGAGCUGGUGCUGCUGCGGUUAGAACAGCAGGAGGAGGGGGCUACACACAUAGGAAGCCUCGGAAAAUCUGCUUUGGGGCUCGGCAGCACCGGGGUAUCGAGGAGACAGAGGAGGAUCAGGAGGAUGAUCCGAUGAUCUAUGAGGUGCCAGAGAUCGAGCCCCCCAAAAGGCCACGGGAUCCUCUGCAACCCACACCCAGACCUAAAAUCCGGCAUGAUGGGCGCAGACGUAUCCAAGAUGAGGGUCUGAUGAGGGUGUAUGUCUUGCAGCUGGUGACUCGUACAGUGCUAGAAGCUGGCUUCCUUGCAGGCCAGUAUUUGCUGUAUGGAUUCCGUGUGAAGCCUGUGUUUGUGUGCUCUGGGAAACCCUGUCCCCACAGUGUUGACUGCUUUGUGUCACGGCCUACAGAGAAGACCAUCUUCCUGCGCAUCAUGUAUGGAGUCACUGUCCUUUGCCUCACGUUAAAUGUUUGGGAGAUGCUCCAUUUAGGGAUCGGUUCCAUCUGUGACAUUCUGCGCCGUCGGCGCUGUCCACCACAGGAGGAUGAGUACCAGCUGGGCUUGCUGGGCACCAAUAGUGGUGCCGAGGGCUCAGUAGGGGGGGCAGGACAAGAGGCAGGCUCUGAAGGAGGGGUGGGUGGAGAUGGAGCUGCUGAUUACGUGGGCUACCCUUUCUCAUGGAACACCCCAUCAGCUCCACCUGGCUACAACAUUGUAGUAAAGCCGGAGCAGAUGCCCUACACGGACCUUAGCAAUGCUAAGAUGGCGUGCAAGCAGAACCGGGCAAACAUUGCCCAAGAGGAACAGCAACAAUUUGGUAGCAAUGAGGAUAAUUUCCCCACUGGAGGGGAGGCCCGUGUGGCUUUGAACAAAGACAUGAUCCAGCAAGCUCAUGACCAGCUGGAGGCGGCCAUCCAGGCCUACAGUCAGCAGCACCGAGCAGAGGAACAGCUCGGGGACAACCAAGACGACAAGCCUCAAAGUAACAUCAUCCAGGCCCAGCCUCAGCCACAGCCUCAGCCUCAGAAAGAGCGCAAGCAUAGAUUCAAACACGGGAAAGGAGGGAGCAGUGGAGGAGGCAGCAGCAGCAACAGCAGCAGCAGCAAAUCAGGAGAGGGGAAGCCCUCUGUAUGGAUUUAA
Molecule: messenger RNA, 2215 nt
Organism: Cheilinus undulatus (humphead wrasse)
Lineage: Eukaryota; Metazoa; Chordata; Actinopteri; Labriformes; Labridae
Gene: gjc1
Product: gap junction protein gamma 1
Exons: 2
Coding region: 755-2215 (486 amino acids)
Biological process (GO): cell communication
Cellular component (GO): connexin complex
Source: RefSeq, a predicted model, not a curated record